Molecule: messenger RNA, 1631 nt
Organism: Salvia miltiorrhiza (redroot sage)
Lineage: Eukaryota; Viridiplantae; Streptophyta; Magnoliopsida; Lamiales; Lamiaceae
Exons: 3
Coding region: 8-1621 (537 amino acids)
Source: RefSeq, a predicted model, not a curated record
ACCACGCAUGGAGAAGAAGUCGGUGCGGUCUAAAGCCACGCACAAUCCUACCGGCGAGUUUCGAGCUCACGAACCAUGGUCGUCCGUCGAGAAGGGUUUAUUUUUGAAGCUUAAGAUUGACGAGAGUUAUUGGGACGAGACUUACUUGGCGGCGUAUCUUGCUUGUUGGCUUUGCUCUUUCGUUCUUCCCGAAGGUGACGCCACAUUGAUUCGGCCGAGCACAUUUAAAAUGGCGUGCAUCAUGGCGACUCAACAAAAGGUGGCUCUCACCGUUCCAGUUUUGGCUAGCAUCUUUCGAGGUUUAAACAAAAUUUCGGAUUCCGUGGAGCCUUUUCGACUUCGAGCAGCUUUUCCCGCCCAUUUUGUCUACGCAUGGAUGGCUUAUUACUUCAAGACCCAUUUUCCACUUGAACGAGACUCUUGCACUCCCAAGAUGGUUCAAUACUCGGGAGAUGGAGGUGCGAGAUUUUAUGACAAUGUGAAAGCUCGCAAGCAAAUUCACAAAGGAGAUCAAGUUGCAUGGAGUUUCACGAUGUACAGUUGGGACAAAGACAUCUCAUUCAUUGAUGAUGAGAACGCAAAGGAGUCCGAGUUUUGCUACUUCAUGGCUGUCCGUUCCAAUUAUCUAACUCGGAGGUUAGAAGAUGGUUUUGUCGUUGAGCCUUAUAGUCCACAUCGCUUUAGUCGCCAAUUUGGGUUCUACCAAGUAAGACCGGGUGUUCUUUCUCCCAAUUUCCGAAAGGCUUCUUUGGAAGAUGGUCUUAAGUAUUGGGAUGCAACAGUGCUGCGUAAGUCUGCGUCCAAAGCUCUUCUCACUUGCGUGCCUUCGACCGUGAAAAAGCUUUCGAGUGCGGAUUACAAAGAUUGGUGGAGUCAAGUGUAUAAACGCUCAUUUGAAGAAAACGUGAUACAAGCUCCGCCAAAAACAAAUGGUGUUUCGAAGGAUCGAGACAAGGCCGACCAACUUGCCCCUCCCAAGGAAAAACGUAAAGUGGAUGCGGCUCCCUUGGGUGGCGUCAAUAGUAGCAGCCAUGAGCGUCAUUGGAAAAGGAAACGUGUCGAGCCCGUGGAAUUUGUUGAUGAACAUUCUCAAGGUGAUCAUCAUGAUUCGAGCGCCACUGUGACAAAGACGCAUGACGAGGUUCUUGAGGUCGAAGCGGAAGUCCAAGGCGAUCAUCACAAUCCUUAUUUUGUUGUGGAUGAGGCACGUGAAGAGGCUUUUGAUGUUGAUGCCGAGGAAAGUUCACAGGACAACUUUAAGUCUAUUGAGGGUGAUCAUUUGAAUGCAAUUCCUGUUCUCAAUGAGAAAGCAAGUGCUACACCCACGACUAAAGUUGGAGCCAAGGUUGGAGCUAAGAUUGGAGCUAUCUCUGAAUUCAACAGCGCGAGUAUUUUUGAUACACAAAUCAGAUUAUGUCUCAAAAAUAUUUGGGGUGUUCUCCGUGACAAGAUAGUAAGGACGCCAGCACAACAUCUAUCAUCUAUCGAGGAGGAGGUACGAGUUGGCAUUUCUCGUAUGAAGGGGUUGUCACAAGACUUUGAUCUUUCUCAUCUUGAAGCUAGUAUCGACACACUUUUUAUCCGAGCUUGUCACAGCCCGCUACCCUUAAUGACGGUUUAGCUGGGAUUAU